AUGACGGCGCGUGUGAUUCCAACCAUCCUAGAUCCUCUCAAUGCAUCCGCGCUGAACAAGCUCCCGGAGGUCGAGCCACCCUCUAAGAAGCGCAAAUUCGGACACGACCCCGCUGCUGGACAGCUAUCUACGACAUCAAUAGUGAUCAGAGCCCAUGCCGCUUCAUUAUCAGAUGAACCACUCGUCUUCGAACCCAUUACUGCUCUCCCACGCUCCAGAUUACCUCUCUCCUGGAUAGAAGACGCGUCAUGGUCGCAUUCAGAUGCGCAUUCCGGUGCUCUCUUCGUCGCUGAUAUCCCCGCCCUUGAAACCGAUCUAUGCACCCGAGUCGAACCAACCGUUCUCGCCGUGCGACUCGUUGCUGAUGGAUCUUCGUAUGUGGUUGAGCGCGUGAAGCGAGGCAUUUACUCGCUCACUAGACUUGCCCGGUGGGUACAGGAGGGUGAUAUUGUGGUUGCUGUGAAGGGAUGGCAAGGGACCUCACGAAUGGAUGUCGAGAUUGACGAGAAGGUUCUUCCAGCUUUGGAUUCUUUCAAUUGGUGGCAGGCAGCACAAAUUGAGGAGCCUGCUUCGGAUCUUGGUCUUGGAGAUGAGUUUGCGGGAUUGCAGGUGGCUGUUGUUUUUGAAGAGGCCGAUGUGGAUGUUGGGAGUGUUGCGCCCUCGUUCGUUGAUGUUUUGGAAUAUCGAGGUGCCUCUGUUGCACCUAGCUUCAAGGGGAGUGGCUUCGAUUUGGAGACCUCUUUUGCACCGGAGUCUCAGGGACCCGUGGAUGCUAUGGAUCUAGAUGUGGCUGCAGGUGCGGAUUCCAAUGGGCUCGAUGUUAAGCAGUCACCAGAAGAGCUAUUGGAUGCCAUGCGUGAUCAUUAUCUGCAAGCGCUCUACAUUUCAAAGACGUCUCUAGCCUACUUUGCUAAGGGUCCAUUGACUCGUUGCCGUACGGCAUUCCAAUCAGCUGGUUGUGAAAUUUCAGAAACACCUGCCAAUUUGAUCGAGUUCUAUCGAGAGGCUAUUUUGGCUGCCAAGAAAAUGGAUCUGAAAUACCGCGAAGCUCUGCCCGCGGCUGUUCGAGAUGCCAUACUUGCUGUAUCUGAUGGAGAGGAUGCGCCUCGUACUAAGAAACGGAAGAGCAAAAAGAAGAAACUUGGCAAAAAUGGCUUGUAUCCUGGAGAGGAUGGCUUCAUCAACAAGUGGUGGAAGGACAGGAACAUGUCCGAGACUUCAGCACAAGAGCACACUCGAGAAUCAGAGGCUAGGAAGUACAUCUCUGACCUUCGAUUACGCGAGACACAGCUGCAGAUCCUUUUGAUUUUGGAAGUGAUUGCCUUGGAAUCAACUCCCACUGAAGAGAAAAAGGACGCUGCCUCUGAUCAGGUGGCUGGAGAAGACAAGGAUGUAACUAAGAAGCCUAGAGCUAAGAAGCCUCAAGAUCUGAGUGUGCUCCUUGAACUGCAUUUGGAUCGAAUGUGUAUCUGGCAUGCUCCUUCAAUGAUGGUGCAAUGCCCGGGAAAAAAAGUUGAAAGCGACACAGUGCGCGACUUUUGCACCGAGGUCAUCAUCCCGUUCUAUGUGGCCCGUCUGCCAGACAAAUGCAAACUCAUUACCCGCAAGUUUGGAGUCUCUGGAGGCAUCUCGCCAGUGAGCAAGAAAUCAAACAAAAGAGAACGACCUGAGCCAGGAACCGAGAUUAAACGACAAGCCCCAGCACAAAAGCCUCGCCGAUCAUUGCAACGUGUGCUGACCGAUGAAAGAGCGGCAUCUCAAAUUAGACACCCGUCUCUAAGCAGGUCCAACACUGCACCAAGCAAACAAGAAAUCCGGCGUGAGUCUAUGGAACCACUGUUGCCUACGCUGCUCUCUGGCAAUGUGCGUGGUGGUAUCCAGGUUAAGCGUGUUGAGAACCGCGAAGUUGAUCUCAAUGCUGUUGCACGACAACAUGAGACUAAAUUGCGCAAAGUUCAGAUGCUGGCUGAUCAAAAGAAAGAACUUGAUGCAGCUAUUCUUGCUCUACGCAAGCCAAACCGAGAAUUGGUUGCGCAGGAUAUUGCCAAUGAUGCCACCAAACGAGUCCCUACUGGUGGAGGUAGCUCACGAAAAUCCAAAAAUCCAGUCCGUAAUCCCAAUGGUCAAGGUGUCCAGGUCAUGGCAACGCCUCGUGGGAACCGCAGGAGGGAAGUUGUCGGGCUUCCGCCAUUGCCACGAAGUCUGAAGCCUUCCAAAUCAUUUGCUGGAGAAAUGGAAAACCACUCCCUAGCAGAAUCUCCAGUGAUGAUUCCGUCUUCGAGUAGAAGGGCAACGUCGUUUUCAGGUCCCGAUUCAAAUCCAUUCAAGUCCCGUCGGACUGAUGGAAACGACAGUGCACGACGACAAGCUCCGACAGAACUCGGGUCUAUCCAAGAGACGCCCUCUCGCCCAGUAAACAGACUCUUAUUUGGCCCAGAUGCAGGCGACAAUGGGUUAUCCCGUGGACUGUCAUCUACAGGCAAAUCGGCAGAUCUCUUCCGCGUGCCUCAACUUCCUGAAUCUCGCAACGCAACUAUAGCCUCGACUAACCAGUCAAUGGCACCCACAACCCCAACUUCAUCACGGCGUAAGGACAUCGUCACAUCUACCCCUGAAUUCUCACGACCGCUCAGAAACCCCUUUGAAGGUGCACGCUCUUCAGCAGUUAUGGAAACACCGCCCAAGCAGCGUGGACCUGAGUCCAUGGCUGCUCCUCGCUUUAUCCCUGCAUCUCCCUCUAUGCCUGCAAUGGUGGUCAGCCAACCUCGUGCACCAUCUCCGCCAGCCGUGAUGGGUACCCCUGUCAAAGCUGCUGGAGUUAUUCCUGUGACACCGGACAAGUCACAAUCCAAGUCUAUCUACGAGCAGCUGGGCUGGGAUGAUGAUGACGAAAUGGAUACGUUUUAG
Molecule: messenger RNA, 2907 nt
Organism: Penicillium malachiteum
Lineage: Eukaryota; Fungi; Ascomycota; Eurotiomycetes; Eurotiales; Aspergillaceae
Exons: 4
Coding region: 1-2907 (968 amino acids)
Biological process (GO): DNA replication initiation
Cellular component (GO): DNA replication preinitiation complex
Source: RefSeq, a predicted model, not a curated record